Lycium ferocissimum is the source of this 1534-nucleotide messenger RNA. RefSeq names its product transcription factor MYB35-like. The transcript is spliced from 4 exons. Bases 205 to 1251 code for a protein of 348 amino acids. The record is from RefSeq and is a predicted model, not a curated record. NCBI's taxonomy places the organism in Eukaryota, Viridiplantae, Streptophyta, Magnoliopsida, Solanales, Solanaceae.
UUUUCUUCCCACGAUCUCCCUAUCACACAGGGAUUGUCAUCAAACUGUCCCUGCCAUUGGAUUUUCCAUUUUUUGUAUUCUUUGUGUCAACACUCAAACAAUUUUUGAGAUCUCGAAAAUGAAGCUAGAGCUUCAACCCAUCCUAAAGUUCUAAAAUUACUCAACUCUCCAUUACUAGAACAUAAAGUUUAUAGAGAAAAUUAGAUGGGGAGGCCUCCGUGUUGCAAUGAUAAGGUACUUAAUAAAAGAUGUAAUUGGAUGGAAGAGGAUGCAAACACAUCUACAUUUGUCUCCAAGCAUGGAAUUAGUAAUUGGGCAACCAUGUCCAAGAAAUCAGGAAACGGGAGAUGUGGGAGGAAUCAGAAGCAUAGGUGGAACAAUCGUCUGAAACCUGAUCUUAAGCAGGACAGCUUUACAACCCAAGAAGAGGAACUCAUCAUUAAGCUUCAUGCCACUAUAGGAAGCAGGUGGUCCAUAAUAGCACAACAACUUGCUGGGAGAACAGACAACGAUGUGAAGAACUUAUGGAACACUAAGCUGAAAAAGAAGCUCUCUGCAAUGGGGAUCGAUCCAGUCACUCACAAGCCCUUCUCCCAAAUUCUCACUGACUAUGGAAACAUCGGUGGCUUUCCGAAAGCCAGAACUCGUUUCGUGUCUCUUAACAGAGAGCUAAAGGGUGCAUUUAUGUCUAGACCAGAACAACUUCAACAUUCUUUAGAAAAUUUUCAAAACUUCAACAGCCAUUGUGUGACAACGAUUAAGCUACCAAAAACUGAAACUUCAGAAGAACGUUUCUUUAACAACAAUCAGGCUUCUGUUGAUCUGCUUUCCGAGUUUGAAGCCAUAAAAUUUGUAACAGAGUCCUCAAAUUAUAAUUCCCAAAAGGCAAUUUUCUCCAAUUCCAACCCCAUAAUUGACUGCUCUUCUUCGCCAUUAUCAUCGUCGUCAUCAUCAUCUGGAUCUCAAUCUUUAACCGAAAAUCAAGUCAGCUGGUGUGACUAUCUUAUUGAUGAUGCGUUUCUUCCAUCAAAUUUCAAAGAUCAAGAAGAUACAUUAACCACAAAAGAAAAGCUAGUGUGUUCGGGAGCUCAAGAUGGGCCAAACAACAUGUCAUCGAUGAAGGAUUUUGAUGCCUCGUUACCUACAAAGGGUUCAUCAUCAUCAUCGUCAUCAUUUGUUGAAGCCAUGCUAGAAUGUGAAAAUGAAAUGUUCUUGAACUUCCCUGGCCUCUCUGAGGAUCCGUUUUACUAGUGACUAUGCACUAAUUGAUGAACAAGGAAUAGACUUUAGCAGCAAGCAUAGUACUGCAGAUUACAAUUCAGUACAUUGUUUAGUGUCCUAAUUAAUAGCCAAGUUACUGUAAUUUCUCCCAUAGAUCUUCCAAAACGAAAAAGAUCUAAAAAUAAUAUGAAUAGUGUUAUAUCUACUUUUUACUAUCAAUUUGGGAGUUGGGACUGGUCCAAGCUUUUGCUGUGAUACAUAGUUAAAUUAUGCCAGUCUAACAAUUGAAUAAGAAAUGCAUAAAGUUGUUCAA